Arachis stenosperma is the source of this 1843-nucleotide messenger RNA. RefSeq names its product basic helix-loop-helix protein A-like. The record is from RefSeq and is a predicted model, not a curated record. Bases 69 to 1775 code for a protein of 568 amino acids. The transcript is spliced from 8 exons. NCBI's taxonomy places the organism in Eukaryota, Viridiplantae, Streptophyta, Magnoliopsida, Fabales, Fabaceae. Gene Ontology annotation, molecular function: protein dimerization activity.
AUCUCCCAUUAUUAUAUUAUAUCAUAUAUUUUAGAAAAUAAAACAACAUUUCUUCUUCAUCUCACUCAAUGCCAAGCUGUAGCAGGGUUCAAAGCAUGCUGCAGGCUGCGGUUCAAUCACUUCACUGGACUUACACCAUCUUUUGGCAACUCUCUCCACAACAAAGAGUUCUAAGGUGGAGUGAUGGAUUCUACAAUGGAGAAAUUAAGGUUAGGAGGACAGUAGAAGCAAUAGAAGCUAACAAGAGUAAUAGUAAUAAUGAGGAGGCGUCUCUCCAGAGAAGCAACCAGCUUAGAGACCUCUAUGACUUACUAUUGUCUGAUCGCCAGGGAGACCUCAUCUUUGCUACUGAUCCCCCGGCAACUCCGCGUCCUUGUACCGCCUUGUCGCCGGAGGAUCUUAGCGAAUCCGAAUGGUACUAUUUGAUGUGUGUCUCCUUCUCCUUUGCUCCUGGUGUAGGGUUGCCGGGGAAGGCAUAUGCGAGGAGGCAGCAUGUUUGGCUCCAAGGUGCAAACGAAGCGGACACCAAGACAUUUUCAAGAGCAAUUCUUGCCAAGAGUGCUCAUGUGAAGACAGUGGUGUGCAUUCCAAUGUUGGAUGGCGUCGUUGAACUCGGCACAACUGAUAAGGUAAAAGAAGACAUCAACUUAAUCAAACAUAUAAAGAGCUUUUUCGUAGGAGAUCACCACCAUCCCCAACCAAAGCAUGUCCUAUCUGAAAACUCUGCCUCCAAUCCCAUUACAGAAGAAGCUCAAUUAUUAUUGGAUUCAGAAACAGCAACCCUCCCACAAAGCAAACUUAAGGAGCUGGUCAUAGCAGAGGACAGUAGCCGAGCCGGAUCGCCGGAUGAUGGCUCCAAUCGGCUGAACUCAGCCGGGUUGGAGCUGCUUCCACCAGAAUCAGCAGCUUCACUAGAACUACUACAUGGUGAUGAGUAUGAUAAUAACUCAGAGGCCGAGACAUCUCACCUAUGUACGGAGCAAGAGAGCCACACACACUACUCUAAAACGGUGUCCACCAUCCUAGAAGGCAGCUCUGGCCACCGGCCGGAUGCUGUUUGCGGCUUAUUGUCCUUCCAAUCAGCUUUUGCCACGUGGAGCAGCAGUGCUUAUAACUGCAACCAGGUGACAGUGGUUGAAAACCCCCAACGGCUCCUCAAGAACAUAUUGUUUAGGGUUCCAUACUUGCAUCGCAAGCAAAACCGCCACAAUUCAGCACAAACCCUAGAACAAUUGGAAAGAACGAUAAUGCCUUCUCCACAAGAUGACCUAAUCAGCAGCCACGUGGCAGCGGAGCGGCGGCGUCGCGAAAAGCUGAACGAGAAGUUCAUCACGUUAAGGUCGUUGGUACCAUAUGUGACGAAAAUGGACAAGGCUUCUAUAUUAGGAGACACAAUUGAGUACGUGAAACAGUUGCACGAGAAGGUGAAGAAGCUGGAGGAGGAAGAUAAACGGCGGAGAAGUGGAAAGAAGAGGAAGGAGAGGGCGGUGGAGGUUUCGGUGAUAGAGGGUGAGAUUUUGUUGGAGGUGGAGUGUAUGAAUAGGGAAGGGUUGUUGCUUGAUUUGAUGAGAGCGUUGAAGGAUGUGGGAAUAGAGGUGAGAGGGGUAAAAUCGUCAUUUAAGGGUGAUGAUGAAAGGGUAUUUGUGGUGGAGUUAAGAGGCAAGGUGAAAGAAAAUGGAAAAAGGAAUAAUAAUAAUAAUAAGAAGAAGAAGAUUAGCAUCAUGGAAGUGAAGAAGGUCCUUCGUAACAUUAUAAACCCUCAUCAUCCACUAUAAUGCAUACAGCAUUGUUCACUACUCUUGGUGUUGAACUUAAAGAUAUUCUUUAUUUCUGAAGUAACUAU